Macrosteles quadrilineatus (aster leafhopper) is the source of this 5479-nucleotide messenger RNA. RefSeq lists its product as uncharacterized. Bases 135 to 3527 code for a protein of 1130 amino acids. The transcript is spliced from 18 exons. Gene Ontology annotation, biological process: regulation of transcription by RNA polymerase II. Gene Ontology annotation, molecular function: DNA-binding transcription factor activity; RNA polymerase II cis-regulatory region sequence-specific DNA binding. The record is from RefSeq and is a predicted model, not a curated record. Lineage: Eukaryota; Metazoa; Arthropoda; Insecta; Hemiptera; Cicadellidae.
AGGGGAGAGUGAGUGGUUACAAAAUACUGAAGUUUAACCUAAAAAUGUGUUUAUUUAUAUUUAGGAGUCCAAGAUAUUAAUUUAUUUUAAAUACCAGUCAUUAUUUUUUUUAAGCGUGAUCUUGGUAAGUAGGUAUGAAGAUAAGAAAAGAACAGUUUUUGCUGCCUAAGGGCAAAGCUGUACCCUCAAAAAUUUGUGCGUCCAAAUGGAUUCAACCCAAUACCAUUAAAAUUAGCGAACCUACCAAAACCACCACAAACUGUAGGCCUGCCUUUUUUCAAUCUCCACAAACCACGGUGGACGCAGUAUCUUCAGCCUUGAUAACUAAAAUCAAGCCAGAUAUGCUUCUAUCAAACGGUGAUUUUAUAGUGUCCAGCCAGCCAGCAAAUCAGCUCAUUUGGCAGCACCAAGAUGGUAUUCUUAGACAGGCACUAUUAACAGAAAAAGAUGUCAAGUCCGAGGACAGUAAAAUGGAACUAGAAACCAGCUCAGUUGGUGCCAAUGCAACUUCAGUCCUCACUCUCACCCCUGUUCCUGCUGCUCAAGUAAUAAAAAUGAAUGAAUACAAAGUAAUUCUAUCCAGUGAACAUUUGCCAAUGACUUGGCAAGAAACUGGAAAGAAAAAUGCUACAUUGGCAUUAACGACGUUACCAACGAUAAAACCAAAAGUGGACGCAAGUCCUUCAUUAAUGAUUGGGAAACAGCCUGUGACAUUCACUGCGAUAUCCAACGUCAAUUUGCUACCUCAGAACCAGUACUCUACGAUUGUGAUUAAAGAUCUUAAAAACAAUGUUCCAGCAAAUAUUUUACUCAGUAAUCCUUUAUUGUCACAAAGUCCGACGGGUAAAAAACCUAUCACCAAACCUGUUCCGAGACUUGCAAAAGUCAGAAAGAAACCGAUUACAGCGAAGAAGAUAAUGUUGAAACCACCAAGUUCUCUUCUCUCUCAGUCUGCAUUGGAGCGCUCAAACGAAGAUCGGAUCGACGGAUCUAAAAGUGAAAAAUGUAGCAAUGAAAAUAGCUUAAAUAGCACUAGCGAUACGAUUCCAAAGGAUAAUCCAACAACAGAAAACACACUUGCGAGCGCUUCCAAUCUUGAAAAGUCAUCAGUAAAUAACAAUAUACCCAUUUCCACACCCAACAUCAUCAUAACACACAACAACUUUUCCUUCAACUCCAGUGUAGUUACCAAAUCCACUGAAAACAAUUUAACACUAACAAAUUUGACUCAGACAACAAAUUUCCCAGAGAUUUUAAACACUGUUACAACAUCAGAAGGUCACACAGAAUUUGAAUCGUCUGACAUCGGUGUAAUGGAACAUACACUAGAAGACGGAGGAAUAAUAAUCACCUCGGACGGUUGUGUGGAAAGUGAAGUUGAGAAUUUAGACAGUUCAAUUAUAAAUGAGACAGUUUUGAUAGAUUCUGACACACAAGUUGUUUGUGCUGACCAAGAAAUGUUAUUGGAUACAGGUGUUGUGGUGGAAACUUGUAAUGAAACUCCUGAGAAUCUUGAAACCGUGAGCAACGAAGAUGUCCAUUUGGAUCAUGUUGAAACGAUUUUGCCUUCAGACAUUGAACAUCAUAAUGAACACCCCUCACAGGAGUAUACAGACAAGUUGUUGUCGCAACUACAACUGUCUGACUCUCGGACACUGCCUAACAUAACCAGCAGCCAGGUCUCGUCUGUUUUGAACGCUCUCGCACCCUCCGACAAAACUGAUCUGGAUGAACUAACCUCUUUGACCAACGCCAAAAGUGACAAGGAACCAGUGAAAUGUGAACCAACCGAGUUUGUGAAGAUAGAAAGCUUGCAAAUGCCUAAUCUCAUCAAGAUGGUGAAACCAAAGCCUCCUGAACCUAAAUAUCGUGUGUGUGAGCUGAACAAACACACGUGUUUCCGCUGUGUGAGUUGUUCCUUCCUGAGUUUGAGAGCGGAAAGUGUGGAGAACCACUGGGUGAAAGAACACUGCAACAUUCGCACAGAGCUGCUCAACCGGCAGCUGACUAGGCGACAGAUCAAGUGUCUCGGCUGUCCUAACGUUGUCUACUCCAAAUAUUCCUUGCAGAUUCAUUUACUUUGUGACCAUAAUGUUAUCACGACGGAAGUUAAUGAAGUUAUCGCCACAACACUUGCUGCCAACAAAGCUCUGAGAGAUGCUAAACGACCUCAGCAUCAAAAAUCAACAAGUGCCAAAGCCAAAGAUGUAGUGCCGCGUUUACAGCAAAGCAAAGAAGGAGAAGUACAAUCAGCUGUUUACCAAUCCACCUUCCCUGCUGAGCCCAUGACCGUCGCGAAAGAGACGGCCAACGUUAGCGAGCAGAAGACGAGUGAAGAACCUCAGUUACCCUCGACACCUAGCUUCACACUCUUCACUGACAUUCAGUUACCCAAAGAUAAGGAAGUUGCUUCUCCAUCCAACCAAAAUCCAAAGACUGAAGAUAGCAAAACUGUAAUAAAUGACAAAAAGGUUGCUCGACGCCUUAGAAGAACAGCGAGGAGUAAACUUAAGGCAGAGUUUGGUUAUGAAAUCAAGUACAACUUUAGGUGUAUGGUGGAGAAGUGUGGUGUACGGUUUACGACGGCUACCAACCUGAGUUACCACCUGCGUUGUCACCUGCCAGACUCCGAAGUGUUCCGAUGUCCGGAGUGUGACCUAGCGAUGGGCAGCUGGAGCAGCGUGACAUCCCAUUUGUGGCGGCAACACGGGGUAGACAUCGACCUCUACUGCUGCAAGCUGUGCGGCUACAAGUGCAACAGUUACAGCAAGCUUAUCAACAACCAUAUCAAGAUACAUGGGGAUGAGCGACCGUUCUUGUGCGACAUUUGUGGUAAAGGCUUCAAAACAACCAAACAAUUGCGGAACCACAAGGCCGUUCACCGAGCCAGGGUCCGACUGCUGGGAGAGGUGAAUGGAGACAGUGGCGGUUGUUACACCUGCAAGGUCUGUGGACGCAGUUUUACUGACGCUCGUAUCCUGCGUCACCACACAGAGAAUGUGCACAACAAGCUGCGGCCGUACCUGUGUACCUUCUGCGCGCACACGGCUAGCUCCAAGAGCUCCCUGCGCAUGCACAUACGUCAGCACACUGGUGAGAAGCCGUUCAGCUGUAACGAGUGUGACUACGUAACAGCUGACCACAACUCACUACGGAGACAUAAGAUGCGACACUCUGGACUCAGACCUUACCAGUGUCCUUACUGCAGUUACAACUGCAUACAGGCCACUACGUACAAGGUGCAUCUCAAGAACAAACACCCAGGGCUGGAUGAAGGGCUCAUGUUUAGCUGUCAGCUGUGUCCAUUUCGAACAGUCAAGAAGGACAACUACUUGGCGCACAAGGCAGAGCACCACCUUGGAGGAAACCCUUGCAACCGACGGAAAAAACAUCUACCCCAGGAGAUGUCUCAGGAAAAUACCUCAUUAUUGGGUAAAUCAACAUCACAUAGCUUUCCUGAACAUGAAACAGUCAUUCUACUGGAGGAGUCAAGUGAUAUUUCUUCUGUACAGGGUGUAGUUUUAUGAAACGAUCCAGACGCUGGUGGAAUCAAAUCUACCAGUUAGUCAGUCUUCCAUCUUUAGAUUUAAAUGUUGUACAAAAUGUUGAAGUUAACGAUGUUUAAAUUAUUAUCAAAUCUAGUCCAUAGAUUAUCAUAGUCCUGGUAUUUUUCUAUUGUGCAUUCAAUUAUUUUUACUAGUCUUAUUGGUUUGUGAUGACCUGUUAAUAGCUAUUUACAUUACAAGUGUAGUAAGAGCGUUUUUACAUCACGCAGGUGAAUGUUGUGCAACGAGCGAAGGCGAGUUGCAUAAUUCACCGAAGUGAUGUAAACACGCUCUUGCGUAACGUGUAACGUACAAGAUUUUACCUGACCCGACAAUAUUCAGGAAGUUACGAGCAAUAUGCUUCAUUAUCAAUUUCAUUCAUCUUCUAACAGUAACGUUCAUUUACAAACAAAAGCUAGGUUAGGAAAAUUCUUCAAAGCAUAACAAUAAAAUUCAAACACACAGCUGAUUUCUAGCGUUGAACGUCGUUGGCUCCAUAGAAGUAUAUUUUUUAAGUUAUCCACUCAAUGUUAUUUAAAUGGGUUUCAUUACAUCACCGAGUGAGUUUUCUCCAACUUUACAUCACUCGAGAAGUAAGAAAGUUGUAUACAUCACGCUUGGGAUAGGGAAGUUUAACAUGGCGGGUUAGGUAAAAUUGUUUUAAUUGAGUAGAACAUAGGUUUACCCCCUCCAGCAGUUAUUAUAGCUUUAUCUUAAAUGUUGCACCUAGUUUAAUGGUGAAGUUUAUAAUGUGAAAAUGUAUGACAAAUGAUGUUUGCAACAUUUACAACAGUACAGUAGUUGAUGUUUAUGGAGUCCUGUUAUAUUUUGAGUUGUUUUUAAUUGUUUCUUUUUAAAACCAAUAGUAGGUAUAAUUUGAAACAUAAAUGUUGUUGUAUGAAUGUGUUUUAGUUUGAUUAUUACUGUUUAUUUUUUUUAAUAUGAUGCACAAUUCAUUGUUAAUUAUUUAAAGCAAGAUACCCUCAUCUUAAGAUUUUUGGAUCUUUUCUUAGUCUAUGUACAAGAUAUGAUAUAAAAGAAGUAUGAUUUCCACUUGUUUUAACAGAUAAAUGCCAAAGUCAAUUAUGUGUAUAAUUAAUGUUGUACCGUUAAGUUUGAAGACAACUACCUAUGUUCUAAAAUUACAAAUUAUAAUCGGCCAAUGUUGUCUCAAAAUGUGUCAAACAUAACAUAAGUUAAUAAACAUGGACUCAAAGUCUAGAAAAAUUACUUCCAGUGUUAUUUUUAUGGAGAAAAUAUUUUUUUUAUUAGUGAGUUUUCUCUAUAGGGGAGAAGUUUAAGCAUAGGUGGGGCAUGGAUAAACCUAGACCCUGGACCGAUAUACCUUUUCAGUUUGAUGACCAAAGGAGCAAAAAUAAAAAAAUACUAUUUGUUUACAUUUUAUUUAUGAAAAUAAUAUGUCUGUAAACACGAUAACUCGAUUGUGGUACAAGUUUGAUGAGAUUCGACAUGAAUGUAGGGGUCUAAUGAUGGAGAAUAAUUAAACUUUAGUGAGUUCCUGAACCAGCAAGAUUGGGUUAUAAGAACAAGUUAAAGUGAAGGAGUUUUAAAAUUUUUCAAAAAUAGAUUUUUGUAAUUUUUACCCUUUAAACAUCAUACCUAUUUUAAUUACAGUCAUGUGGUUGAGGUAUUUUAUCUAUGAUUAUUGGGGCAUGAUUUUGUACUUAACUGUACUUGUACUGUUUUAUUUAUAAAUUAAAAUUUUAAUUAAUUUACAUUCUAAAACUAUUGUGGAAAAAGGAAAUCUGCUGAUUUUAAUUUUUUUACUAGCAAGUCAUGUAUGAUAAUUAUUUCACUUGGUUCCUUCAUUCAAUAAAAGUGUAUUUAUUAAAUUACAAUCCUGUAACAUAGAUAUAUAUUUUUCUAUACAUAUUUGUGUCUGUAUAAUUGUUAUUGUUUCAAUUAGAUUGUGA